Musa acuminata subsp. malaccensis (wild Malaysian banana) is the source of this 492-nucleotide messenger RNA. Lineage: Eukaryota; Viridiplantae; Streptophyta; Magnoliopsida; Zingiberales; Musaceae. The record is from RefSeq and is a predicted model, not a curated record.
AGCAGCGUGGAGGUGGAGACCAUCCUGUACGGCCACCCAGCGGUGAACGAGGCGGCGGUGGUGGCGCGACCGGACGAGUUCUGGGGGGAGACGCCGUGCGCGUUCGUCGGCCUGAAGGAGGAAGCGUCGGCGGCGCCACCGACAGAGAGCGAGGUGAUCGCGUGGUGCCGAGAGCGCAUGCCGCGCUACAUGGUGCCGAAAACGGUGGUGUUCCGAGCGGAGCUGCCGAAGACGUCGACGGGGAAGAUACAGAAGUACGUGCUAAGGGAGAUGGCCAAGGAGAUGGGCUCCGCCAUUCGGCCGGGUCGAAUGUAGUCCACGACUCGGACCGAGUCGGCCUCGCAGAACAAUUACUCCAUCUACCCGCACAUCCGUGACCCUGACGGCUAGCUUCUUAUGAUCGGAGGCAAUGGCGGCUCUAUCUCGUCCUCCAUUCACAAGACCCGUGGGUGCAUAAGUCACGGGUGAUCUUUAAGGCAAAUCAAUAAAUUA